Messenger RNA from Dendronephthya gigantea, 801 nucleotides. Its product is annotated as U1 small nuclear ribonucleoprotein A-like. Bases 1 to 801 code for a protein of 266 amino acids. Gene Ontology annotation, cellular component: nuclear speck. Gene Ontology annotation, molecular function: RNA binding. Lineage: Eukaryota; Metazoa; Cnidaria; Anthozoa; Malacalcyonacea; Nephtheidae. The record is from RefSeq and is a predicted model, not a curated record. The transcript has 5 exons. Gene Ontology annotation, biological process: mRNA splicing, via spliceosome.
AUGUUAAAUGAGAAACUUCGCCUUCUUAACGAUGAGCUCGAGAAAGUGAAGCAGGAAAAAACGUGUUUGGAGAAAGAACUGGAGGAGAACAUUAAAAGACUACAGAGAUUGGUCGACGCCAGCGAGAGUACUGACCAAGAGAAGCAGGCGACUCUUGUGCGGGAGAGCUUUACCGAUCUUCUGAACAAGAAACUGCAUUUGGAAAGAGAGGUCGAGAAGUUGCGAAGUUCUUUUGCGAAAACGCUGAAAGAGAACGAGAGUUUUGCACAGUAUAACGCGCGCUUGGAAAACAAGGCGAGCAUUCUUGGCAGUAAUCUCUUGAGAGCUGAAGAAGAAAUAUAUAGACUGGAUGCUUUUGCUUUUAAUGUAGGGAAUUCUCAAGGAGGGAAUAUUUUCGCUCUUCCUAAGGAAUUCUCGAAUUUCCAAAACCGCAAAGCAUUGUGGAUGUCAAGAAGUGAUGUUCGAACCACAAAAGUUUAUGUUGGGAAUCUUCCUCAUGAUGCUCGUAAGGAAGAGCUAGAACAUGAAUUCUCGCGCUAUGGUAAACUCCAAGAUGUUUGGGUGGCCCGUAACCCCCCUGGAUUUGCUUUUGUUGAAUUCUACGAUGAACGUGAUGCCAAAGAUGCGUGCGAUGACUUGGAUGGUCGAACUCUGUGUGGGGCACGGGUCAGAGUGGAAAUAUCACAUGGUAAAAGUCGGGGGAGAGGUCGUGGCCGAGGAGGUGGUGGAAGAGAUCGCCGUGAUGAUCGUAGAGACGAUCGCCGUCGUUAUGACGAUGGUGGUAGCCGGGGACAGAGGUAA